CUCUCCAGCAUCUCCAUCCCAUCCCUCCCCAGGAAAGGGGCGAAGGCACGAGGCAGGCGAGGGGCGGGGAGAGGCGCUGACAAAUCAGCUGCGGGGGCGACGUGGAGGAGCCCGGGAGCCAGAGCGCCCAGCAGCAGACGGCAGGAGACCAGCAGGUGCUGCCCCUCCGUCCAGAGCCUUCCUUCCCACUGCCAUUGAAAUAAAAUCAGGGGUUCCAAAGAGGAGGAAUCGGAAUUGUGCGGAAGCCAAGGGCACCGUGUGGAGGAAGAAGAUACAUCUUUAGCCAUGGAUGUGUUCAUGAAAGGACUUUCCAAAGCCAAGGAAGGAGUUGUGGCUGCUGCUGAAAAAACCAAGCAGGGUGUGGCAGAAGCAGCAGGAAAGACAAAAGAGGGAGUCCUCUAUGUAGGUUCCAAAACUAAGGAGGGAGUGGUUCAUGGAGUGACCACAGUGGCUGAGAAGACCAAAGAGCAAGUGACAAAUGUUGGAGGGGCAGUGGUGACUGGUGUGACAGCCGUCGCCCACAAGACAGUGGAGGGGGCUGGGAACAUUGCAGCUGCCACUGGUUUCGUCAAGAAGGAUCAGCUGGGCAAGGGUGAAGAAGGGUACCCACAAGAAGGAAUUCUGGAAGACAUGCCUGUGGAUCCUGGGAGUGAGGCUUAUGAAAUGCCUUCAGAGGAAGGAUACCAAGACUAUGAGCCUGAAGCCUAAGAAUGUCUUUGCUCCCAAUGUCCUGAGAUCUGCCAGCCACUGUUCCAUGGCGUACAAGUGCUCAGUUCCAACGUGCCCAUUCAUGACCUUUUCUCAAAGCUGUACAGUGUGUUUCAAAGUCUUCCAUCAGCAGUGAUUGACGUCCUGUACCUGCCCCUCAGCAUCCCGGUGCUUCCCUCUCAACACAGUGAAUACAUGGUAGCAGGGUCCUGUGUGCUGUGGAUAUCGUGGCUUCAAACCUAAAACGUUAGAAGAUAUUUAAAACACCUAAGUGACUACCACUUAUUUCUAAAUCUUCACUAUUUUUUGUUGCUGUUCUUGAGAAGUUGUGAUUUGCUAUCUUACAAGAGUUUUAGGUGUCCGUAAUGAUUCUUUCUGUCAAAGAAUGAUGUAUUGUGAAAUUUGUUAAUAUAUAUUUUAAAAUAUGUGAGCAUGAAACUAUGCACCUAUAAAUAUCAGUUAUGAAUUUUACAGUUUUGUGAUGUGUUUUAUUAACUUGUGUUUGUAUAUAAAUGGUGAACAUUAAAAUAAAAUAUCAUCUCGUUGCAAAAUUA
Onychomys torridus (southern grasshopper mouse) is the source of this 1262-nucleotide messenger RNA. RefSeq names its product synuclein alpha (gene Snca). Gene Ontology annotation, molecular function: cuprous ion binding. Gene Ontology annotation, cellular component: neuronal cell body; cytoplasm; axon terminus. The transcript is spliced from 6 exons. Gene Ontology annotation, biological process: chemical synaptic transmission; synaptic vesicle endocytosis; regulation of dopamine secretion. The coding region runs from base 286 to 708 and encodes 140 amino acids. NCBI's taxonomy places the organism in Eukaryota, Metazoa, Chordata, Mammalia, Rodentia, Cricetidae. The record is from RefSeq and is a predicted model, not a curated record.